UUUGGAACAUACGGUAGUUUCAUGAGUUUAAAGGCACAUGUAAGGGCAAUAAAUAAAACCACAGGCACUGACCAGAGCCAUCAGCCAUGUGCGUACGGAGAAGGGGGGGUGGGUCAAUUCUUAAAAGUUCCAAGUUGACCAUCUUUCCAGAUGGAAAAUGCUCCCGAAUGCUAGUGUAAAUGAUUUCACUUCUCCACCCCCCUAUAAAUAACAAUCACCAAACUCAAACUUUCAAGCACAUGCAUCGAACUCCUUUGAAGUACGAAAAACCAUUCUUGCACUUUCUGUUUUCACUUCUCAAUUUCUUCCAUUAAGGAGUCAGGGAUCCAAAAUUGCUUUCAGAAAUUCCUAAAUUUACCAACAUGGUUUUCCGAUUGCCUUCUAUGAUCACAAACACCAAAGAAAUUGUACUAAAGAGGCGUAACAAAAUUCAGGGUGGAGUUCCAAAGGGGCACCUUGCAGUAUAUGUGGGAGACUAUAAUGAAGGUAAGAAGCGGUAUGUGGUGCCUUUAUCUUGCUUGAGUAAUCCCGCAUUUCAAGAACUGCUUAGCCUUUCUGAGGAAGAGUUUGGCUUUAGUCAUCCCACUGGUGGACUCACCCUUCCCUGCGAUGAAGAUACAUUCAUCCAUGUCGUUACCUGUCAAUUAGAUUCACCAGGAAAAUAUGAAGAUUGACCAUAACAGAACUAGGCCUUCGCUACUUUCACAUCAAAAUUCUUUAUUAACAUUCUUUUUUUUCUGGUUAUCGAUGUCAAGCGAAUAUCUGAGAUCCAGAUUACAAAACUGCACAGCUGUAUAUACAAAACACUUUUUCCACUCAAUUUUUUUAGUGAUCUACUUUUUAGUGGUUACAUAUCAUAUCAGUAAUUUGUGCAAUAAUUCUGUCAUAUUUUUGGAUGGUUAGCCUUUAUUGUCAACAAGAUUAAUCGCAUGUAGAGAUCUAUGAUGAAAUUCAUGUCUCCAUGAAAACUGUUCUUUGCAUUUCUCGGAAAAACAAAAAAUAAGCUUAGAACCUAACAAGCGAUUGUAUCGAGUAUCAAGUUUAAUUGGAGUAAAAGAAACU
Molecule: messenger RNA, 1062 nt
Organism: Spinacia oleracea (spinach)
Lineage: Eukaryota; Viridiplantae; Streptophyta; Magnoliopsida; Caryophyllales; Amaranthaceae
Product: auxin-responsive protein SAUR19
Exons: 1
Coding region: 363-674 (103 amino acids)
Biological process (GO): response to auxin
Source: RefSeq, a predicted model, not a curated record